UACUAUUCUGCUAAAAUACACUUUCACACCAAAUCUGAGAUUCUUUAUAAAAACAGCUUAACAAAAACAAAGUUAGAUUCAUUCAUCUCUCAAUUUGAACAUUUUUUUCCAAGCAAAAAAUGGGGAAAAUUCCAUGUCCUUUGCCCUUCCAAUCCAAGCAAAAAUCAACAGAUUCUGAUCAAUUUCACCCAAUUUACUCAGAUUCAUCUUCAUCUUCAUCUUCAUCUUCAUCAUUAUCAUUAUCCAGAUCAUCUUCUUCCCUUUACUCACAGCCAAGUUUAGCAUCAGUUCCUUCUUUAACUCCACCUUCUUCCCUUUACUCACAGCCAAGUUUACCAUCAGUUCCUUCUUUAACUCCACUUUCAACUCAUUCAGAACUUCUAUCAAACACCUUCUGUGCAUCCACUUUUACCGGUCUUUCCUCUUCCGUUUAUUGCCUAUCACUCGCCGGAAAACGCCUCUACACCGGAACUUCCAACGGAGAAAUCCUUCUAUGGAAAAGAGACCCUUUAAACCAAGAGAAAAAUUAUUCAAUAGUAGUAGUAGCGCAGAAACAGAGUAGGAGCUCUGUUAAAUCCAUAGUCAUUUUUGGGGAUAAACUCUUCAGUGCUCACCAAGACCACAAAAUUCGCGUCUGGAAAAUCGACAACCACGAAGAUGACAUUGAUUCAUCGAAUCAAAAUUAUUACAAGUGCAUUGCUACUCUACCGACGCUGAAGGAUCGGUGUAUGAGAUUAUUCAGCCCGAAAAACUACGUUGAAGUUCGUAGACACAAGAAAUGUACAUGGGUUCAUCAUGUUGAUACAGUUUCAGCUUUAGCUAUAUCUUCAGAUAAUUCACUACUUUACUCUGCUUCAUGGGAUAGAACUUUCAAAGUCUGGAGAAUUUCGGAUUUCAAAUGCCUUGAAUCAAUCUGGAAUGCACACGACGACGCCAUAAACGCAAUAGCUUUGUCGAAAAAUGGGUAUGUUUACACAGGUUCAGCAGACAUGAGGAUCAAAAUAUGGAAGAAAGAACAAGGGGAGAAGAACCUACUCACCCUUGUAGCAACAUUAGAAAAACACAAAUCAUCUGUAAAUGCUUUAGCACUUAGCACAGAUGAUUCAGUUUUAUAUUCAGGUGCUUGUGAUAGGUCCAUAAUUGUAUGGGAAAAAGAUAGUGGUGGAAAUGACAAAAUGGUGGUGAGUGGAGCUUUAAGAGGACAUACUAAGGCCAUUUUGUGUUUAGCUGUGGUGGAAGAUUUGGUAUGCAGUGGAUCAGCAGACAAAACUGUGAGAAUAUGGAAGAAAGGAAUUGGAAAAAGUUAUUCAUGUUUGGCUGUUUUGGAAGGGCAUAAUGGUCCAGUAAAAUGUUUGACUGCAAGUUUAGAUAGUAAUAAUAGUAUGAGUAAAGAUGAUUUUGGUUGUGGAAAUUCUUAUCUAGUGUAUAGUGGUAGUUUGGAUUCUGAUAUUAAGGUUUGGAAAAUUUGGGUUCCAUACCAAUAGAGUUUGUGAUAGCUUUGUCUCUUGUUUAGAGACUUAUAGUCAUACUAGGAUUUUUUUGUGUGUAUAGAAAUGAGAAAUCUUCAUUUUACCAUAGUUUUUUGACAAAGAAUUGGUGAAUGGAUCAAUCAAAAGUACUACUACUAGCACUUUU
Solanum dulcamara is the source of this 1635-nucleotide messenger RNA. Its product is annotated as protein JINGUBANG-like. The record is from RefSeq and is a predicted model, not a curated record. Bases 120 to 1484 code for a protein of 454 amino acids. The transcript has 2 exons. NCBI's taxonomy places the organism in Eukaryota, Viridiplantae, Streptophyta, Magnoliopsida, Solanales, Solanaceae. Gene Ontology annotation, molecular function: protein binding.